AUGGCAGAAGGGCAGGUGGCUGUAAUGCAAACUGGUACUGGGCAAGUCCAGUUGGUGCAAGUCAAUCCUGCCAGCCAAGUACAACAAGUCAUUCAAGGAGCUAAUGGACAACAAAUAGUAGUUCACACUGUACCACAAGCGACUAAUCAAAUUCAAGUAACUCCAGCUGGUGGACAAAUUCAAGUGGUACCAGUUCAGAGUUUACAAGCAGCAGCUCCUCAACAAAUAGUAUUUCAACCGCAGCAAGCUCAACCACAAAUAAUUCAGACUGCAGAUGGUCAAACAUAUAUUUAUCAACCGACAGCAUUAGAAAAUACAGUCCAACCGACUGUUUUGAAUAUAAAUGGUAACUUAGUUCAAAUUACUCCUACUCCGACUAAUACAGCAGGAACUGUCACUACUGGUGUUCAGCAAGCUAAUAUUGUAGUUACUGAUGGUGGUUUGCAAGUAGCUGCCAAUAAUGCUUUUCCAAGAGUUCCUAUACCAGUUGCAGCAGAAUUUUUAGAAGAAGAACCUUUGUAUGUAAAUGCAAAGCAGUAUCGAAGAAUACUUAAAAGGAGGCAGGCAAGAGCUAAACUAGAAGCUGAAGGAAAAAUUCCAAAGGAAAGACCUAAAUACCUUCACGAAUCUAGGCACAGGCACGCCAUGAACAGGAUAAGAGGAGAAGGUGGAAGAUUUCAUUCUGGUUCAGUUAAGAAAAAAAACAUUAAAAAAACAGAAAAUGUAGAAAUAAAUAAUAAGAAUACACUUGUAAGUUUUAAUUUUUAA
This is a messenger RNA of Pediculus humanus corporis (human body louse), 768 nucleotides long. Its product is annotated as transcriptional activator HAP2, putative. Gene Ontology annotation, biological process: regulation of transcription by RNA polymerase II. Lineage: Eukaryota; Metazoa; Arthropoda; Insecta; Psocodea; Pediculidae. Gene Ontology annotation, cellular component: CCAAT-binding factor complex. The transcript is spliced from 4 exons. The record is from RefSeq and is a predicted model, not a curated record. Bases 1 to 768 code for a protein of 255 amino acids. Gene Ontology annotation, molecular function: RNA polymerase II cis-regulatory region sequence-specific DNA binding; DNA-binding transcription factor activity, RNA polymerase II-specific.